This is a messenger RNA of Uranotaenia lowii, 1509 nucleotides long. RefSeq names its product senecionine N-oxygenase-like. The coding region runs from base 117 to 1421 and encodes 434 amino acids. The record is from RefSeq and is a predicted model, not a curated record. NCBI's taxonomy places the organism in Eukaryota, Metazoa, Arthropoda, Insecta, Diptera, Culicidae. Gene Ontology annotation, molecular function: N,N-dimethylaniline monooxygenase activity; NADP binding; flavin adenine dinucleotide binding. The transcript is spliced from 2 exons.
CAUACUCUUCACGACUAGCUGUGUUUAGUUGCUGAUUUGCUUUCAUGGCCUGAUACAACAGACUUCAAACUGCUGCUACGCCUGAGCCGGGAGGUUAUCUGCGUAAACAAAACAGAAUGGUAGCCAAACGGUACUGCGUGAUCGGAGCCGGUGCUGCCGGAAUUUGUGCGGCAAAAUAUGUUCUUCAGGAACCAGUUGGGACGGCUGAGGUGGUCGUUUAUGAGCAAACCACUCAAGUGGGUGGCACCUGGGUGUAUACCGAUAAAGUUGGAACGGAUCAAAAUGGAUUACCGAUUCAUAGCAGUAUGUAUGAAGGGCUUUGGACCAAUCUACCGAAGGAGGUGAUGGGAUUCGCUGACUUUGAAAUGCCUGCGCAGAGACGAUCGUACAUACCUUCGAGCGAGGUUUUGGAAUUUUUGAAAAGUUACGCCAACCACUUUAACGUUGUUGAUCAUGUUCAAUUCGAACAUUUGGUCGAAGAAGUUAAGCCAAUAGAAAAAAGUGGACGUUGGAACGUUACAGUGAAAGAUAUUAGGAAUAAUACGACGAAAAGUGAAUCCUUCGAUUAUGUCAUAGUAAGUAACGGACAUUACUUCGAGCCACUAACACCUGGCUAUGAAGGUCUAGAAAUCUUUGAAGGAACGCAAUUGCACAGUCACAAUUACCGAUCACCGUCAAUCUUCCAAGAUCGUAAGGUACUAAUCAUUGGAGCCGGUCCCAGUGGAAAAGACCUGAUAUUUGCUGCUGCCAAAUAUGCCAAAAAUGUGUACUUUAGUCAUCACGUGCAUGAGAAAUUAAAGCAUACGAAACUGCCGGACAAAGUAGUUCAAGUGGCCGAUGUCCAAAGGUUACACAAACAUACCGUGGAAUUUACCGACGGUUCAUGCUAUGAAGUCGAUUUUAUUUUAUAUUGCACGGGUUAUUACUUCAGCUUUCCUUUCCUGAGUCCUGACUGCGGAAUCCAGGUUGAGGAUAGUUGGGUAAAACCGCUGUUCAAGCAUAUAAUUAACAUCAACAAUCCUACGAUGGCUUUCAUUGGAAUUCCGUACCAUGUCUGUACGAGUCCCAUGUUUGAUCUGCAGGUCCGUUUUACCCUGCAAUUUUAUUCUGAUCGCAAGCAGUUACCUACGCAAAAAGAAAUGAUCCAAGAUUAUGAGGCGGAAAUGGAGGCUCGAUGGAGCAGGGGAUUGGCCAAGCGAAAAGCUCACCAGAUGGGAGGUGAGGUGCAGGCGGCGUACUAUGCCGAUCUAGCAAAAACAGCCGGGAUCGAACCGAUGCCGGUGGUCAUACCGCGGAUGCACAUUGCCAGUAACAAGCGCAAGAACGAAGAUUUGGCCACCUACCGGAAUGACGUGUUUCGGGUGCUAGACGACGAACGAUUUGAGAUAAGCUACGAUGCGGAACUGGGAUUUGGGCAUUAGUUUAUCGACGGUUCGAGAUCAUUGUCAGAAAUUUUUAAUGUUGAUUCUGUGUGGACUAUUUCAAAAAUUUACGUAUGUAAUAAAUGUU